CGUUUAUUAUAAUUAAACAGCGAUAUGUGGACGCGCGCCUCCUUUGUCAGUCGGCCGUAGCCAUGUGCACUUGCAAAUAUUUAAUUGGCCUUCUUGUUUUCACAAUCGGCUGCUGUUAUGUGACAUGUAGGACUAUAUAUGUGGAGCUUAACACACCUACGUACGAGGAGAUAGCGUUUCUGAAGAAAUAUGGCUACCUACCUGAAGAGUCUGGCGAGGAUUUAGAUUUCGUGUACACGCCACAGUCUAUCUCCGAAGCAUUGAAAAAAAUGCAAGCAUUCGCCGGUUUGCCAGCCACCGGCAGUUUGGACAGUGAAACUAAACAAUUGUUCAAGAAAAAACGCUGCGGGAUAAAGGACAUAGAAAACACGUCAUCAAGAAUACGCCGUUAUGUCAUACAGCAGGGGUGGAACAAGAAACAUAUCACUUACAAAGUUAUAAAUGGAUCCGCUACACUGCCGAAAGACCGCGUGGAAAAACAGGUGGAAGCCGGUCUUGCGAUCUGGGCCCCCCACGGCGGGCUUCAGUUUAGUAAAGUAGAAGACGGCCCGGCAGAUAUACGCUUCUCGUUCGGACGGCAAGACCACGGAGAUGGGUUUCCUUUUGACGGGCCAGGUCGCGUAGUGGCUCACGCGUUCCCCCCGCCGGUUGGGGCGUUGCACUUCGAUGACGACGAACUGUGGGGAGACAGUCCUAACAAGGAGGAGCAGGGAGAGAACGAUAUAACCGACUUCUUCGCUGUGGCGGUCCACGAGAUCGGCCACGCGCUCGGCUUGUGCCACUCUGAUGUGAAGACAUCUGUCAUGUACCCAUACUACAAGGUGCCAGUCGAGCAACUCAACAUUGAUGACAUUAUGGGCAUGCACGAGCUUUAUAUGAAAGACGAGCUUAUUGAGGAGCCAAUACCGCCAGAAGUGACAGAGAGCGUAUCAGCACUAGUGCCUAAGUUCACAAGAGCGGACAGCGACUUAUCUGAUGAGAAUGAGAUACCAGACCUGUGCUACACCAACUACGAUACUGUUCAAGUUAUACAAGGGAAAAUAUUCGUGUUUGAAGAGGAGUGGGUGUGGGUGCUUUCCAAGAGGCGACACAUCGAGGAGGGUUAUCCGAAGAGAUUCCACGACGUGUUCAUAGGACUCCCAGCCGAAGUCAACAUCAUAAAGACUAUUUAUGAGAAACCGAAUGGAAACAUUUCCAUAUUCUCAGGCAGGAACUUCUGGGAGUUCGACCCGAGCUUCCAUUUGUUGAGACGCGGCAAUAUAUCAGAGUACGCGAUACCGCGACACGUGCCCGAGCUGACCACAGUGUUCACCUCUAACUACAAUAACAAGACAUACCUGAUCGAGUACGAGAGGUUCUGGCGCUACGACGAGAAAGCCGGCGCUAUGGACAAGGGAUACCCGAAGGAGAUGUCCGCGUGGCGGCAGCUCCCGUACCCGGUGGACGCUGCCAUUAUUUGGGAAGAGGAUACGUACUUCUUUCGCGGACCGCGUUUCUGGCGGUUCGACAACGAACUGGUGCAAGCGCAUGAGUACUACCCGCUGCCGACGGCGCAGAUAUGGUUUCCGUGCCCGUCGAACGACGAAAUGUACAAAUAUGUUACUAACGAUGAGCCCUGACAGUUAUCGUAGACAUGUUCUGCGAAUUAUCAUGUGGUAUCGACGGUUAACCACCAAUACCUCUUAACAGACGUUUAUAAAAUAGUUGUAGACAUUUUUUCUAACCUAUAUCUUUUUCUAUAUUGUCAAAUAAUUUUUACAUCAAUAUAUUGAGCAUUUAUAUUAUGAAACUAAUUAUAUUACAUUUUGGUUUCAUUGUAUUUGGAAUAAAUUCAGAAUUACGAUGUUUAAUGUAACACUUGUAAUAUUUUGUUUAGUGAGAUUGGAAGUAAGAACUAUCUCAUAUGAGGGAAUGGUAGCAAGUGUUUAGCUGUAAGCAGUAAAUAACAGUUCUAGUUCCCUCCGGAAUAGCGCUAGAGCGUCAAGAGAACAUGAAAUGAAUUUAGUAAUUAUUGAUGAACAAAAUUGUUGAUAAAAAAAUGCUAAUGCAAUGCAAUAAAGAAUAUGUAUAAAAUGUACCGAGUUGGAAAAUUCAACAUAUUUAUUCACUAUUUAAUGCAUAAUAAAGUUUAACAAUGGUAUUUAACAUAAUAAUAAUUAUGUCAACUAAGUCUGGCCACAUUUUUUUUUUAUACAACUUAGAAUGGCAAACAAGUUGACGGCCCACCUGAUGGAAAGUGUUAACCGUCGCCUAUAGACAUGAACAGUACCAUGGACAUAACAGAGUAUACUGUUUCGUCCAUGAUACUCCCCAUGCGUUGCCAUUCCUGAGGACUCAGGUGUUAUUUCUCCGUACCCAGUAAAUUCACCCAUCUAUAUAUGGAUAUUUUUUUUCAUAUUGUAUUUUGUUUCUAACAAAUUAAAAUAUAUUUGCUAGUGUAAAAAAUGUUUAUUUCCACUAUGACCCUCGACACGAUACCCGUUAUCUCUACCCUCCAUAAUAUUGACCAGUAACAGCGUACACCAGUUAUACAGACGGUUACCAUCUUCCAUCAGGUGGGCUGUUAGCUUGUUUGCCAUUCUAAGUUGUAUAAAAAAAAAUUUAAGACAGUAAAUUGAUAUGCAUAAAUAAUACAUGGAAAACUUAGUCGUACAUGUUUAUAAAUUAUUGCUCCUAAUUUUAUUGAUUUAUGAAUUUUAUUAUGGAAUAAAUAUAAUAGCCGAUAUGCAAAAGAAAUAAUAAUUAAAACAAUCAUAAAAAAUAUAUCAUUUUAUUAAAGUUUAAAAUCACAUACAAAGUAAAAUGAUGAAAUAAAUGUAACCAUUGUUCGUUCAGUGUGCCCCAAAUGUUGUCUAAUUGUGUUUGAAGAGAAAGAUUGUAACAAACAGCUUGAAGAAAAUAAAUAAUAAAAAAUAAUACUGUACUAAAACUGCUCGCUUAGUUAUUUAAUUUUAUUUAACAAUAUAUAAUAUAUAACCUUGUACAUAUAUUUUGAACCGUCCGUAUAAUUUAUUGUCAUGCGCACACGCACACUACAGUCUAUUCCAAUUGAAGUUAAUGGAAAAGUAGACACAGAACAGUCUCUAAAUGAAAUUGGUAACAAAUCGAAACAUUAAUUCAAUUAAUAAAAAAAUUUAUUUGUA
Messenger RNA from Galleria mellonella (greater wax moth), 3143 nucleotides. RefSeq names its product matrix metalloproteinase-2-like. Gene Ontology annotation, molecular function: zinc ion binding; metalloendopeptidase activity. The coding region runs from base 63 to 1619 and encodes 518 amino acids. Gene Ontology annotation, cellular component: extracellular matrix. Lineage: Eukaryota; Metazoa; Arthropoda; Insecta; Lepidoptera; Pyralidae. The record is from RefSeq and is a predicted model, not a curated record. The transcript is spliced from 9 exons. Gene Ontology annotation, biological process: proteolysis; extracellular matrix organization; collagen catabolic process.